Fopius arisanus is the source of this 1529-nucleotide messenger RNA. RefSeq names its product lipase member H-A-like. The record is from RefSeq and is a predicted model, not a curated record. Lineage: Eukaryota; Metazoa; Arthropoda; Insecta; Hymenoptera; Braconidae. Gene Ontology annotation, biological process: lipid catabolic process. The coding region runs from base 476 to 1492 and encodes 338 amino acids. The transcript is spliced from 6 exons. Gene Ontology annotation, molecular function: lipase activity.
UCGUGUACCUUAAACGACCUUCAGUUAGAUUGAAUGACGUUUGCGCAAUAAUUCAAGAUGAUUCGUAAAGUGAUCUAAGUUCAGUAUCAUCAAUUGCCUGAGAUCACGUAAGUCGACUGCUUCCUUGAUUAAUCCGAUGUGCUCUCCAUAUCUGAGAAUAUUUUCCAAAAAAAAAUCGUUUGUAACACUUCGAUCUCCGAAUGCAGUAGAAUUUUUUGUGGGCAUCAGUCAGCGGCGAAAGAUCCAUCGUAAAUAUUGUUUUUCAUUCGGCAAUUGCGUAAGGAAUAAUGAGCGGUACAUCCCUUUCCAAUGCCAAGAUCGAGAUGGAGAUGGUAGCGGUAUAUAAUCGAAGGCAUGACAAAGAUGAGAGGAAAUUUGAACGAGUGAGUUAGAAGUUUUUUGAGAAAUCACCAGUCAAAGAAUUUUAUUAUUUCAAUUUGCAAAGACUUCGAUUUUCUGACGGGCAUAUUUUAAAAUGCUGUGCGAUAAGUGGAUUUUUAUCGUUUUAUUUCCAGUUUUUUAUGGAAAUUCGGUGGAGGGAGGCGUGCAAUUUCGGAGUAAUAUGACAGGAGAAAUAUCUAAAUACCUGCGCACUGAUGAUUCGCGAAUAGUCAAGGGGAUGAAGAUAAUCGUUUAUAAAGGGAGAAAUAUCGAAGAAGCUUCAACGGUAGAUUUUCCAGUAACAUCGGUUGAGUUAAUUUAUAAAGAGAUCAAUCACACGAAACCCUUGGUUAUUUAUGUUCAUGGCUUUCGCGAACAUCCGUCCAACGAAAGUGUUCGAACUGUUGUUGGAGCUUACUUGGAGCAUGGAAAAGAAAAUAUAUUACUUCUGGACUGGAGUCGACUAGCUGCUGGUGAUUAUAUCGCAACUAUACAGCGAGUCAGAAAAAUUGGAGAAGUUCUAGCAAAAGCUUUCGACGAACUCGUAGAUCUCGGUUUGGAUCUUGAAACCUUCCACUUGGUGGGGCACUCAUUAGGAGCGCAAAUUGGUGGUUUCUUUGGCAAAUCCAGCAAGUACUCCAUCCCUAGGAUAACAGGACUGGACCCUGCGAAUCCUGGAUUUUACUUCACCGGAUCUAAACACAUUGAUGCGAAUAGCGCAAGAUUUGUUGAUAUACUUCAUACCGACGGUGGUUUUUAUGGGGCUCUAGAAGAUACUGGUACUGUUGAUUUUUAUGCCAAUGGAGGAUCCAGACCUCAACCCGGAUGUCCCUUUCUGGGGGUUCCCCUCACCCCAUCAGAUUUAUGCAACCAUUGGAGAUCAUGGCGAUAUUACGCUGAAAGUAUUAAAUAUGAAUACGCCUUUCUCGCCACUCAGUGCGCGUCAUUUUAUCAAUACAGAUCAGGAGACUGCGAUUGGAAUCGAAAAGUUUAUUCCGGAUAUUCCGUUCCGAGGGACACACGAGGAAGCUACUAUUUCACGACUAAUUCUCGAUCUCCAUAUGGCAAUACCCUUGGAUACAUCAACUGGAAUAUUUUGAAUACUGUGUAACCACAGGGAAUUUAAGACUGAAAUUAAUAUGAUUCAA